AUGGCUCCGAGUCGCCUAUGGCGCUCAUUCGGGUCUCUGAUUUCUUGGGCGGCGGGGGCCGCGCUGGUUGUGUCGGCAUACGAGGUACCGGUGUCGGACAAGGAUAGCCGACAAGCAUGCAGUGGGAUGUACGGCGGCGACAGCGCGUACAUUAAUGUUACCUUCCAGGGCACAUCCCAGGGGCAGCUAGCCAUGGUCAUGUACGAAUGGUCGGAUUCGAGCUACCUCGGAAAGUACCCUAGCGACGCACUCGACGAACGCAAGGUCUAUAUCUGUACCACAGAUGCACUUAUGGGCGGGUUAUGCGACGGCUCGCAGCUCGGAAGAUUCAUCAUAAACCUACCGCAGGGGAAGUCGAUCAACGAAACUAGCUUCUGGUCGGCCCGCAUUAAUCUAUCAAGCUCCACCCCCAGCUCUAGCUCAACCAGCGGGCUCUGGGACAACCCUGAGGGCAACCCAACACCGCCGCCUGGAAACGGUACAACUGCUUGGAAGACACGAUCUUUGCUGUCGCGUCAAGAUGGUCCAGUCGACGAGCAUGGUCACACCGAAGUCUAUCACUACACGCAGCCCAUUAAGUAUGACGUAAAAAAGACGGGAUUCUAUUGCGUAGCCAUUGUUCCUGUUACUUUGAAAAACUCGGCUCAGGACGAAUCGGGUACCGAUGUACCAUCCCACCCAGUGUACGAAGGCACGAUACUCUUCCGCAACACGUUCGAAGGUAAACUGCCUGCAACGGACUACCCGAAAGUCAAUUUCUAUUUCGCAAUGCUCCUGUUGUACACCACACUCGCAGCUGGCUGGGGUUGGCUCUGUUACCGUCAUGUCAAUGAACUACUUCCUAUGCAGUACUACCUAUCAAGUCUUGUAGGACUUCUUGUGAUUGAAAUGGUCGCCAAUUUCGCGUAUUAUCGAUAUCUCAAUGCACACGGAAAGGGCGCAGCGUCGACGGUGUUUCUCAUAGUUGUUGCCAUCCUGGAUGCCGGAAGAAACUCACUCUCCUUCUUCAUGCUGUUGGUUGUUUCCCUUGGUCUCAGUGUCGUCCGCGAAAGCCUCGGCCGCACUAUGUUGAAAUGCCAACUAUUGGCAGCCGCUCAUUUCAUUUUCGGAAUUUUAUACGCCGUUGGCAUCGUGGAGCUCGAGCUGGAAUCGACAUCUGCUUUUGUUCUUUUGAUUUUCAUUAUCCCGCUAGCGUUUACACUCAGUGGAUUCCUUCUGUGGAUCAUGUAUGCUCUGAACGCGACGAUUACCCAACUUCGCGCCCGGAAGCAACGCUACAAGCUGAAAAUGUUUGAGCGACUCAAUCACAUCCUCAUCAUCAUAGUGAUAGUCAUCGCCAUCUUCUUUGUUGUCUCAUCCAUGUCAUUCUCAGGCCGUAUGGCAGAAGAUUACGCUGCACAGUCCUGGAAAUCCAGAUGGUGGCUACUUGACGGUUGGCUUGCAUUGUUAUAUCUCGUUGGUUUCUCCGCCAUUGCGUAUCUCUGGAGGCCAUCAGAAAACAACAGAAGAUAG
Pleurotus ostreatus (oyster mushroom) is the source of this 1512-nucleotide messenger RNA. RefSeq lists its product as uncharacterized. Gene Ontology annotation, biological process: retrograde transport, endosome to Golgi. The transcript is spliced from 12 exons. Gene Ontology annotation, cellular component: Golgi apparatus; membrane. Bases 1 to 1512 code for a protein of 503 amino acids. Lineage: Eukaryota; Fungi; Basidiomycota; Agaricomycetes; Agaricales; Pleurotaceae. The record is from RefSeq and is a predicted model, not a curated record.